AUGUCUCUCUCCAACAAGUUAUCCGUCAAAGACUUGGAUCUUGCUGACAAAAGGGUCUUUAUCAGAGUUGAUUUCAAUGUCCCAUUAGAUGGCAAAACUAUAACCAACAACCAAAGAAUCGUUGCUGCUUUGCCAACAAUUAAAUACGUCUUGGAUCAAAAGCCAAAGGUCAUCGUCUUAGCUUCUCAUUUAGGCAGACCAAAUGGUUCAAGAGUUGAUAAAUUCUCUUUGGCUCCAGUUGCAACUGAAUUGGAAUCUUUGUUAUCAACAAAAAUCACCUUUUUAAAUGACUCUGUUGGUGAACAAGUCACUCAACAAGUCAACUCUGCUGAACCUGGCUCUAUCAUCUUAUUGGAAAACUUAAGAUUUCACGCUGAAGAAGAAGGCUCCCAAAAGAUUGAUGGUAAAAAAGUCAAAGCUGACAAAGAGGCUGUUGCUCUCUUUAGAAAACAAUUGUCUUCAUUAGCCGAUGUUUACAUCAACGAUGCCUUUGGUACUGCUCACAGAGCUCAUUCAUCAAUGGUUGGUUUCGACUGUUCUCAAAGAGCUGCUGGUUUUUUAAUGUCAAAGGAAUUAACUUUCUUUGCAAAGGCCUUGGAAGACCCAGAAAGACCAUUUUUGGCCAUCCUUGGUGGUGCUAAAGUCUCCGAUAAAAUUCAAUUAAUCGAUAACUUGUUAGAUAAGGUCAAUAUCCUUAUAGUCGGUGGUGGUAUGGCCUUUACUUUCAAGAAAGUCCUUGACGGCAUGUCUAUCGGUAACUCUCUUUUCGAUGAAGAUGGUUCAAAGACUGUUCCUGAUUUAAUCAAAAAAGCUAAGAAAAACAACGUCAAAAUAGUCUUGCCUGUAGACUUUGUCACUGCUGAUUCCUUCUCGAAGGAUGCCACCCCAGGUUACGCAGCUCAAGAAGAUGGUAUCCCACAAGGUUACAUGGGUCUUGAUGUCGGUUCAAAAUCAAACAAACUAUUCGAAGACGCUAUUGCUGAAGCCAAAACUAUUGUCUGGAAUGGCCCUCCAGGUGUCUUUGAAUUCGACUCCUUCGCUGAAGGUACCAAAAAAAUGUUAGCCGCUACAAUCAAAUCUGUUGAAGCUGGUAAUACCGUCAUUGUUGGUGGUGGUGACACUGCUACUGUUGCUAAAAAAUUCGGCGGUGCUGACAAACUAUCCCAUAUUUCUACUGGUGGUGGUGCUUCUCUAGAAUUAUUAGAAGGUAAAGAAUUACCAGGUGUCGCUUUCUUAUCUGACAAACAAUAA
This is a messenger RNA of Ascoidea rubescens DSM 1968, 1251 nucleotides long. RefSeq names its product phosphoglycerate kinase (gene PGK1). The transcript has a single exon. Gene Ontology annotation, cellular component: cytosol. The record is from RefSeq and is a predicted model, not a curated record. The coding region runs from base 1 to 1251 and encodes 416 amino acids. NCBI's taxonomy places the organism in Eukaryota, Fungi, Ascomycota, Saccharomycetes, Ascoideales, Ascoideaceae. Gene Ontology annotation, biological process: gluconeogenesis; glycolytic process. Gene Ontology annotation, molecular function: ATP binding; ADP binding; phosphoglycerate kinase activity.